Messenger RNA from Ictalurus punctatus (channel catfish), 3880 nucleotides. Its product is annotated as NLR family CARD domain-containing protein 3-like. Bases 360 to 2954 code for a protein of 864 amino acids. The transcript has 10 exons. The record is from RefSeq and is a predicted model, not a curated record. Lineage: Eukaryota; Metazoa; Chordata; Actinopteri; Siluriformes; Ictaluridae. Gene Ontology annotation, molecular function: protein binding.
UCAUUUCUCCCCCAGGAGAGGAAAGCUGUAGAGUUCUGUCCUCAGUUCUCAGAUCAAACUCCUCCAGACUGAGAGAACUGAACCUGAGUAACAAUAACCUGCAGGAUUCAGGAGUGAAGCUGCUCUCUGCUGGACUGGAGAAUCCACACUGUACACUGGAGAUACUGAGAAUAAACGGUUAGGAAGUGAAAGUGAAAGUCAGUCUCCAUUUUGUGUGGAGGGGAAAAUACAGCAUUUCAGGAGUAAAAACACAAGACUAUUUCCUGUAAGUGAACUCUGUGCUGAUACAGGGUUUGAUUUAACACACCGAUGUUGGAGUGAAGUAAACGUGUGUCCUGCUGUAAUCUGGAGAAGGAGACAUGACCUCCAACAUGAGUGUGUCUGGAGAACAGGACUUAAAGAGAGACGAGAGAAUGAUGGAGGGAAAGAGAUCAGACUCACCAGAACCCAGCUGUGUGUCCAUGAAGAGUGACGCGUCAAUGGGUCGUCCACUUCACUUCAGAGACAGAGCCAGUUCUCCUGAUGUGAGACCACAACAGAAGAAAUCAAACCUCAGCAGAAAUCAGUUGGACUCCAUAUUCAAGGAGCUGGAACACAAAGUCAUCACUCUGAUAAAGAAUGAGCUGAAGAGGUUUAGGAAGCUCCUGAGUCCAGAUUACCCAGCAUGCACUGAGAGGGAGGUGCAGGAUGAGGAGGAUCUGCACAGUGUCAGAGAUGGAGCGCUGAAGAUCACACUGCACGUCCUGAAGAACAUGAACCACACAGAUCUCGCUAACACACUGCACAACAAACUCGCCUCUGUGUAUCAGACAGAGCUGAAAUCCAGCCUGAGAGAGAAGUUUAAAAGAAUUAAUGAAGGAAUCUCACAGCAUGGAAGCUCAGCACUUCUGAAUGAGAUCUACACAGAGCUCUACAUCACAGAGGGUUGGAGUGGAGACGUCAAUAAUGAACAUGAGGUGAGACAGAUUGAGACAGCGUCCAGGAGACCAGCAGCACAGGAGACACCCAUCAAAUGUAACGAUCUCUUUAAAGACAAGUCCAUCAGAAGUGUGCUGACUAAAGGAGUUGCUGGAAUUGGAAAAACAGUCUCUGUGCAGAAGUUCAUUCUGGACUGGGCUGAAGGAAAAGCAAAUCAGGACGUCACCUUCAUGUUUCCACUUCCCUUUAGAGAGCUGAAUCUGAUGAAGCAGAAACAUCUCAGUCUGAUGGAUCUUCUUCAUCACUUUUUCCCUGAAAUAAGAAAACUAGAAGUAAUAGACUGUGACUCCUACAAAGUGGUGUUGAUCUUUGAUGGUCUGGAUGAGUGUCGACUUCCUCUAAAUUUCCAGAAGAAUGAGAGACUGUGUGAUGUGACAGAGUCAGCCUCAGUGGAUGUGCUGCUGACGAACCUCAUCAAGGGGAAUCUGCUUCCCUCUGCUCUCCUCUGGAUAACCUCUCGACCAGGAGCAGCCAAUCAGAUCCCUCCUGAGUGUGUAGACCAGGUGACAGAGGUACGAGGGUUCAGUGAUCCUCAGAAAGAGGAGUACUUCAGGAAGAGAAUCAGUGAUCAGAGCCUGUCCAAUAAAAUCAUCUCACACAUGAAGUCUUCAAGAAGCCUCUACAUCAUGUGCCACAUCCCAGUCUUCUGCUGGAUCUCAGCCACUGUUCUAGAGAGAAUGUUGGGUGAAGCAGAGAGUGGACAGAUCCCCAAGACUCUGACUCAAAUGUUCACACACUUCCUGCUCUUUCAGAUCAAACACAAGGACCAAAAGUACCAUCAGAAAUGUGACCCUGAUCCUCAGCAGACCAGAGAGAGUAUCCUGGCACUGGGAGAACUGGCUUUCCAACAGCUGGAGAAAGGAAACCUGAUCUUCUAUGAGGAAGACCUGAGAGAGUGUGGCAUUGAUGUCGGAGAAGUGUCGGUGUACUCAGGAGUGUGUACCCAAAUCUUCAGAGAGGAGUUUGGGCUUCACCUGGGGAAGGUGUUCAGCUUUGUACAUCUGAGUGUUCAGGAGUUUCUGGCUGCUUUAUAUGCAUUUUUCUGCUUUAUUUUUAGAAAGACAAAUGUGUUAGUGGAGCAAAGCACUGGACUUUUUAAUUUCUUCAGAAAGUCAGACAUGUCUGAUCUCCUCAGGAGUGCAGUGGACAAGGCCUUACAGAGUGAGAACGGACACCUGGACCUGUUCCUCCGCUUCCUUCUGGGUCUCUCACUGGAGUCCAAUCAGACUCUCUUACGAGGCUUAAUGCCACAGACAGGAAGCAGCUCUCACAGCAAACAGGAAACAGUCGAGUACAUCAAGGAGAAGAUCAGGGAGAAUCCAUCUCCAGAGAAAUCCAUCAAUCUGUUCCACUGUCUGAAUGAACUGAAUGAUCAUUCUCUAGUGCAGGAAGUACAGACUUACCUGAACAGAGGAGGUCACAGUCGUCUCAGUGGAACCAGACUCUCUCCUGCUCAGUGGUCAGCUCUGGUGUUUGUGUUACUGAACUCAGAUCAGGAGCUGGAUGAGUUUGAUUUGAGGGAAUAUGACCCAUCAGAGGAAUGUCUUCUGAAUCUGCUGCCAGUGGUCAAAGCCUCCAGAAGAGCUGAGCUGUGGGAGUGUAAACUGACAGAGGAAAGCUGUAGAGUUCUGUCCUCAGUUCUCAGAUCAAACUCCUCCAGACUGAGAGAACUGAACCUGAGUAACAAUAACCUGCAGGAUUCAGGAGUGAAGCUGCUCUCUGCUGGACUGGAGAAUCCACACUGUACACUGGAGACACUGAGGAUGUGUUACUGCAGUAUUACAGAUGAAGGUUGUGCUGCUCUGGCUUCUGCUCUGAGGUCAAACUCCUCAUCACACCUGAGAGAACUGGAUCUGAAGGGUAAUAAUCCAGGAGAAUCAGGAGUGAAGCUGCUCUCUGAUCUACUGAAGGAUCCACACUGUAACCUGGAGACACUACACAUUAAGGGUAAUAAACCCACCAGGACCGGCAUAUGACGGGAGUCUCACCUCAAACCUCUUCUCCAGGAUAAAGCAGUCUUGGUGAAGAGUUAGAUCCCGUCCCACAUUUCCAGCAGUUUGGGAGCUGAAUCAUUAAACUUAAAGGGGCAGAGCAGAAACAAAGUCAAGAACAGGCAGAAGGUCGUACACAGGAGAAAUCAACACACGUAACCAAAUAUCUGCUGUACAAAGCAACGGCACCGAUCUGCCCCGGGGAUGGAGACUGACGAGGCUUAAGUACACGUCCGGAAAUGUACAGCCAACUCAUCCCAAAGCACGAGGCGGGAGCAGGCGUGUACGAGAUGUGAUCGUCCAAUGGCAAGCAGGAACAUGACGCAUAGCAGUGGACUGGGCUUAAAAGAGGAGGAGACGAGACACCCAUCCCUCCCCCGACAUAGGCACACGAAUGGAACAUAGUACAAACAGAAAUACAACUGAGGACGUAACAAUGGUCAAGUAUCAAAUAAAAUGUAAACUUGCAUUGAUGAAGGUAAUGUUGUUAGUAAUUGUUUAUAAAUUACCAUGGUAACACAGAGCUCCAAGGUAUAAAAAUAUGGAGUUUGUCAUCAAUCAAACAGUAACCAGUUUUAAUACCUAAAAAAGUUUACGUAGCAAAAUUUAGCAAAGCGCUUUACAGUAAAUUAAAAUGUAAAAUUAAACUAAUGAAAUGUUGUGCAGCACAUGCUUAUGUUAAUGUUUGUUACAUUAUAUGAUCAUAUAAAUAAGUAAAUACUCCCAAAGUGACCAGAAUUGAAAGCUUUGGUGCUGUUAAACAUUUAGAGAUUGAUGUUGUGGUGACUCAGUAGUUCACUCAGUAUAUCUGGGUAAGACACAGUGAACGACUCACUGCUGGCAUUCAUGAAGAAGUCAUAAACUCCACUGGAAUAAUAAAUAGGAUCUAAUAAAACCAUGAGUGGAAAUUA